This is a messenger RNA of Portunus trituberculatus (swimming crab), 3180 nucleotides long. RefSeq lists its product as uncharacterized. The record is from RefSeq and is a predicted model, not a curated record. Lineage: Eukaryota; Metazoa; Arthropoda; Malacostraca; Decapoda; Portunidae. The transcript is spliced from 2 exons. The coding region runs from base 292 to 801 and encodes 169 amino acids.
CUCCGUAAUGGGGAAGACUGGCUGGGUGCCCAGCACGCGACCGAGGUGAAUUACACACACACCACACACACACACACACACCGCGUAGUGUAGUGUUUACACAGCCGUCUUCUAAAGGCCUGAGCGUUUGAAUACAAAAGUCCCGUGACGUCACGCUACUCGGUCAUAACUACGGUUGCGCUGCCGCCUGCCGCUCAGCCCGAGUCUGCCGUUAAGUGCGUCAGUCUCGGCCUUGUGUUACAAUAUUCACAUCAUCUCGCACUUCCUCAGUUCUGUCCUUUACAUAUCAUCAUGCCCAGCAGGUGCUGUGUACCUCUAUGUAAAGGAAAUUAUCCCACUGGUCCUAAGGUGGCUGUAUUUUCUUUCCCAAGAGAUGAAGAAUUGUCAGGGGAAUGGAUUAGAGCCAUCAAGCGGGACAACUUUACCCCUAACCACAGCAGCAGGGUGUGUGAACUACACUUCGUUCCCGGAGACAUAGAGGAGACCUCGUACUUCGAUGAGAGGACAGGAACUAACCUUACAGUCAACUUAAAGAUUCCAAGGCUUCAUAAAGGGGCAGUUCCUUCACAGUUACCCAACUGCCCCACAUACCUUUCAAGAACUCCCUUGAUAAGAGAAUUUCCAGAAGAGAGGAAGUGCAGGAAGGAACAGGAUGCAAUAAGAACAGCAAUUGCAGAAAGUGUUGAAGAUGAGGUACAACAUCUGAUGAAUAUAAGCUUUGAAAAUCUUAGUGAACUUUCGAAAAACUCUGCUCUCUUGACAAGUACUGGAAAGUUAUUAAACUUGAUAACUCCCUAUUAAUAUGUAAUAUAAUUUGCAGACCAAGCCCUAAAAUCAAAGUAUCUCUGAUUAUUGAUGAUUGUUUAGCUGUCAGAACUUUUGUUGAUAAUGUUGAAAUGCACAGGCUGGGGAAUUACAGAACCCCUUCCCAUGUGAGGGAUAUUGAUUCUCUGAACUGUUGGACAACCUCAAAAAAUGUGAUACUGAUGACAGGGUUUCAACUCCUGGAAGGAGUUAGGCAUGUCUUGUCACUCUUGAGUAUACUGAGGGAGGAGUCAUCUAAAUACAAAAAUGUAUUAAGAGGAAUGUGUGAGCAAGUUCACUUAAUGACACUAAAGAAGCUUGAAUACUCAUCAGAAUUUUUAGUAUUUUCAUCUCUCUUGUAUAGCUGCUCUCCUCAAGGAUAUAGGCUACUGAGGACUAUGGGAUAUUUGAUCUUGCCUUGUUAUUCUACAUUUAGAAGACUGUCACUGUCUCAGAAUAUGAGCCCAGGACCAGAACAACACGAUAGUAACUUCCUAUCCUACAUAAUGAACAAAUAAAUUUUUUAACUGCUAAUGAUCUAACAGUAACGCUAAUGAUUGAUGAAAUCCACAUAAAGCCAUAUUUUGAUUAUAAAGGUGGUAAUGUUGUUGGCUCAGCAUUUGAUGCUAAUGAAGCAGCUUAGAGUGCGUUUGUGUUUAUGGUAAGCAGCUUAUGUUCUAAGUUUAAAGAUGUAGUCCACAUUUUACCAACGAGAAUUAUGAAAGCUGAAACCCUUUUCACAUUCAUAAAAAAAAAAAAAAAGUCAUAAUUGGCCUGGAACAGAUAGGAUUCAAGGUGGUAUGUGUUGUAACAGAUAAUAACUCUAUUAACAGAAAAGCUAUGUCAUAUUUUGCUGAGCCACCUACAUUAUCAAUUGUUUACCCUCAUCCAUCAUUACAGUCUACUUCAACAGAAUCAAGGUCUCUCUUUUUCAUGUUUGAUGCUGUACAUUUACUAAAAUGUAUAAGAAAUAAUUGAUUAGGUCAAAAAGACAUUGAUAAAACCAUGAAAUAUCCACAGUUCUCCUUUGAUGACGCAGACUUAACAACCACAAAAAUUUGCAGUGCUCCCUCCUUUCGCAACUCUCAGGAAACUUCACUCUUUGGAAGCAGAGUCACUCUUAUCUCAUGCGUAUAAACUCACAUUAAAAUCACUGUGUCCAUCUAACCUAGAAAAACAAAGUGUAAACUUGGUGCAUCGCAUAUUUAAUGAAUAUGUCAUGCAGGCACUUCUUACUUUAGGGGAAAAACAUUGUUUGCCUUUCUACCGUGAAGUUGCAGAUUAUGUAAGAGUAAUCUUUGUGUGGACAGUCAUAAAUGUUAAUUCUCCAUGUAAAGGUUGCCGCCUUAAGAACAAUUAUGCUAAACCAUUGACAGAUGAUACUGACAACGAAGGAUAUAUGUUUCUGUAUAAAUUUUGUGACUAGCUAGAUGCUUGGAAUAUCACAGACAUAGUCAGUGGUAAACUAAGCAAGGAAACAUUUACUGCAUUAAGACACACAACAUUAGCAAUAAUCCAGGUAACCAGUUAUUGCAUAAAUGAACUAAAAAUGCCAUAUGUAUUAACAGCAAAAUUUCAAACUGACCAACUUGAGGCCAGAUUCAGUCAAUAUUGCCAACUUGCAGGCAGUAAUUAUAAUGUUUCUAUGCGACAGGUAUUUGAAUGUGAGAAAAAAUUAAGACUUAUGUCAGUACUAAAAAUACCUCUCAGAAAGCAGAACGUAGACUUAUCUGAUUUAAAAGAAACAAAGUGGGAAAAAAUGCACAGUGAUGAUUUAUCAAAUUUCAGUAACUUUGAUGUAGAAAUUACACGAGAUGACAUUGAAAAAAGCAUGGAAUAUCUCCUAGUUCUCACGUACUUGGCAGGUUAUUGUUAUGUAGUUACCAAAAAAAUAAAUGUAAUUCAUGUAAAGACUUGCUAACUUGUAAUGAAAAUGUAGAGGAUAUGCCAGACAGUAACAGCUACAUAAAAGGCAUCACUAGAGGUUCACUUCUCUACCUUGAUGAGGGAGUAGUCAAUAUUGUUAUGCACAAUUAUAUUGCAAUCAACAAACUAACAUCAAACCCUGACUUUAUACAUUCACUCAACCAUAGAAAUAUCGCCACAGAAAUAACAAUGAAAAUUCUUGCAGACAAUGAAGUUUUCCUACCAAUAAAUAAUUGUGGUAAUGAACACAACAUAGACAAAAUUCAGAAAAUGUUAGUGUGGGCAUCAACAAAUGCCUUACUUAACAACUUCUGUAGCAAAUAAAAUGAUCUCUUACACCAGAGUAAGAUAUCUGGGAAAAAGACGAAGCUUCACACUUUGACAGGAUAAUCACAUUCAUACUAAUGUAUAAUGUAGUUAACAUUUGUAAAUAACAUUUAAUCCAAACCA